Molecule: messenger RNA, 1536 nt
Organism: Dissoconium aciculare CBS 342.82
Lineage: Eukaryota; Fungi; Ascomycota; Dothideomycetes; Mycosphaerellales; Dissoconiaceae
Exons: 1
Coding region: 140-1174 (344 amino acids)
Source: RefSeq, a predicted model, not a curated record
AUCUAAUUGAUUCCACAUCGUUCCCGUAGAGACUUCUGGGGACCACUGCCUGAGAACCGUCACGGAGCUGUCGUCCGCAACGCGUGAAGGAGGUACACACGAUGCGUGGGCGCAUGUACAGUAGAAUGCUCGAAACCCCAUGUUCGGUAGCAGCGCUGCAAUCGAAGACCCUGCGCCGGACAUGCGAUUGACCACGUGGGAGACAGACGAUGUGCAUCACCAUUAUCAUCUGAACUACAUGCACAUGAGACAACCUUGGAAUAUGUGGAUCAACACCAAAAAAGAUGCGCCCGGUAGUCCCUUAUUCAUUCCUUCAUCCCGUCCAUCCAUCUGUCCGUUCAUCCAUCAUCCUUCCGAUUUCAUGAAACAAAAUGCGGGAUUGAUGAGUGGCCGAAAGGCAAGUGAGGCAUGUCCAUUGACAUUUCCUCAUCAACCCUUCAAGACUGGUCAUUCAUCAAUAAUAAUAAGUCCAUUCAGUCAUUCCUUACCACAGAUCAUCUCAUCCUUCCGCGUUUCCAGACAUUGCUCUCCAUAUCUUCCCCUCUCUUUAGAUACACACACCGUGUAUGCGCGUGUGCAUUCCGUCAGAGAGAUCACAGAUCAGACCGGGCGAAGAAGGAGGGAAAUAUGUACACAAAGACAUUCCCACCGCGACCAACGAUGCCUUGCUGUACUUAUGGCAAAGUGGGGUAUUGUUACAAUGAGUAAGGACAGCAAGGGCGACUCUCCUCCUCGUCUUCCUCGUCUCCACCAUCAUCGAUCAUCACGAUGCUGGCGAUCCGUCCGACAUCUACCACUUUUCUUUCCAGCCACACUUCCGUCACGCAUCAUCAUCGCGCAAGACUUGACAGAAGACCGCCCCAUCAAUGCAGGUUUCGCACUUCGAGCACCGAUAGGAUCAACUGUGAUAUUCAUAAUGGUUGUAGUGCAGAUCUUGUCAUUUUGUCUCUCUGUAUCUAGCUUGAGGUGUUUCUCCGUUGUUAGGGUUGACAUUACCCCAACCGCUUCAAAGCUCAAACGGCCCAGCUUUCACACCACCCGUCCACCGAGAUUCCGAGACGAAGAACAAGAAGAGCACCGGAAUUUCCCGUCGGGACAGAAACAAACAAUCUUUUCAGAGGAAGAAAAAAAGAUAGGAUUUUGCAUUCCAGAAAAAAGAAGCCACGUGAAUUGAAAUCUCUCGUGAAAAACCCACAUGCUAUGCACUUAACACACAUCCCCACCCUCUCGGUGACGACAACAACAACAAAACCAGCUAAUCCUAACAUCUCAUCCCCAACCUUCCCGCCGCGGCACUCAAUUCCGCGAAGAGGAGGGUGUAAUCUACAUAUGACUGCUGCUGCUGUUGCGAAUCGGAUUCCUGCGCACCGUCUUUCCUUGAGGACUCGAUGAAGAGAUCUCUGGGACCGAUGGGCAGAUCGGUUACAGCGUAGGCACCGACGCUGCUGCUGCUGCCAGUAUCGCGAGCAGAUCGAUGGAAGCCCGAGUCGGCUCUGCUGCGGUGAUGCUGAGGGAACAGGAGGCUGUUGAUAUCGA